Theobroma cacao (cacao) is the source of this 3579-nucleotide messenger RNA. RefSeq names its product transcriptional regulator of RNA polII, SAGA, subunit. Gene Ontology annotation, molecular function: transcription coactivator activity. Gene Ontology annotation, biological process: regulation of transcription by RNA polymerase II. The record is from RefSeq and is a predicted model, not a curated record. Gene Ontology annotation, cellular component: SAGA complex. NCBI's taxonomy places the organism in Eukaryota, Viridiplantae, Streptophyta, Magnoliopsida, Malvales, Malvaceae.
AUACAAAAGAAGAAGAGAGAGAGAGAGAGAAGAAAAAAAAAAAGAAAAGAGAAAUUAAAAUAAUAGCAGCGAGGGAUCGAGCUAAACACAAAACGAAGCGGAGCUGAAAUAAUAGCAAAUCCAGAAGAAGGGAAAGCUCGAAAGGAUGGCAAAUGCACUCUAAAUAAACACAGAAAUUAAGAAAAUAGAAAGUAGAGGGAGGAAGCCAAAAAGAAUCGAGGCAGCGAGCAAUCCAACCCAAACCCAAACCCAGACCCCGACCCCCCCCAACCAACAACUGAGUGGCACUCGAUUUCUCUGCAAUUGGUCAAGCAAGUUUGUCUAAGUGAUUUUAUUUACGGUUCGUGCUGUUCCGCUUGAGACGAGGCAGGGGCUGUUGUUUCUUUCUUUUGCUUUUUCAAGUUCGGUGAUACCGACUUUAGGGUUUUGAUUUGUUCUUUGCUUUAUUCAAUUCGGCUUUGUUUAGUAGGGUUUCUGGUAACCACUCAACUGGAGUUUGAUCCCUAGGGUUUUGGUUCUCCGAAGAUGAGAUUUGGGUUUGCAUUGUAUGGUUUCUCCGUGGGCCAAUUUAGGGAUGUUUGGAAACUGAAAUAACCCUAUCCACCUUGGGAAUUGUGAGUUCUUUUUGCCUUUCUUUUUCUGGGAUUUCGUCCUUGCUGUUUUACUCUCAAUAUGCAGAGAUUGAGAGUUUGAUUUGCAUUGUAUGGUAUGCAAAUUGGUGAUUUUGGACUUGUUUGGUGGUGGAGAAAGCUGUAAAUUGGGGUGGAAUUGGGUUUCAGUGGUUUUGUAGUUCUGUGAAUGGUGUAGGAAUCUGCUUAUUGAGCAAUGCAACCGCAGCAGGGCUCUAGAAUUGAUUUAGGCGAAUUGAAAGCUCAGAUAGUGAAGAAGAUUGGGGCUGAGAGGUCAAAAAGGUAUUUUAGUAAUUUGAGUAGGUUUUUAAGUCAGAAGCUCAGUAAAAGUGAGUUCGAUAAGUCAUGCUACCGCAUUCUUGGGAGGGAGAACCUGCCACUUCAUAAUCAGUUGAUACGAUCAAUCUUGAAAAAUGCAUGCCAGGCUAAGACUCCGCCACCAGUUCAUGAAGCGGGUCCCGCAAAAUCUUUGAUACAAACUGUGAAAAGUUUUCCUGGUAGAGAAGAUGGACAUGAACAAACUGGAUCCCUUGUUCCCAAUCAGAAUCCAAAUAUGGUCAGUUGGUCAAAUGGGGUUUUGCCAGUAUCGUCCCCACGAAAGGUUAGGUCUGGAAUACGGGAUAGAAAGCUCAGGGAUAGGCCCAGCCCGUUGGGGCCAAAUGGUAAAGUUGAGAGUGUCUCACUUCAAUCAAUGGGUACGGAAGACAAUGGCAAUAAAUUGGGUAUAGAAAAUGGGGGUUUGACUCCAUAUGAUUAUCAAAGACCAGUGCAACAUCUUCAAGCAGUUGCCGAGCAACUUGAAAUUGAAAGAGAAGGUUUAGUGCGAUCCACAGAAAAACCGAGGGUGCCUACUAAGGAUCAGACUGAAGGAGCCAUUGUUGAAGAUGGGGAGGAGGUGGAGCAAGCUAACCACAUUAAUCUCUCUAGAAGUCCUCUGCUCGCACCACUUGGGAUUCCAUUUUGCUCCGCUAGUGUUGGUGGGACCCGCAAAGCUAUACCAUUGGUUAGCAGUGGCGACUUCAUUAGCUACUAUGACAGUGGCGGUUUGUAUGACACUGAGACAUUGAAGAAACGUAUGGAGCAGAUUGCGGCAGCGCAGGGCCUUGGAGGGGUUUCUGUGGAAUCUGCUAGUAUGUUGAAUAACAUGUUGGAUGUAUACUUGAAGAAACUGAUCAGGUCAUGUGUUGAUUUGGCGGGAUCAAGGUCUACACAUCAGUUGAGAAAGCACUCUGCCCACAAGCAGCAGCCUCAAGGCAAGCUUGUUAAUGGGAUGUGGCCAAGUAAUCACUUGCAUAUGCAGAGUAGCUCUGGGCCUGCAGAAGUUAUGCAGGAACAGGGGCAGCGGUGCUCAAUAUCUUUGCUUGAUUUCAAAGUGGCAAUGGAGCUAAAUCCCCAGCAGCUGGGUGAAGAUUGGCCAUUGCUGCUGGAAAAAACUUGUAUGCAUUCGAUGGAAGAAUGAAAUAUCCUACAAAGAUUUGUUUAUCCUGAAGCUGUGAUUGCAUCUGUCCAUUCUGGUUCAAUGUGCUUGACAAAUGUUGAACACUGAAGCUCCCACGUCUUCUCCAUUACCGACACGAACCAGAUGGCAGCCACUCGGAUAAAUCUCUGGCCCUUGCAAGAUGAAAUUAUGAGUUUGAGUGUCGGAAUGUCUGUACUCCUGCUGCAGAGCCAGGAUGGAUCAGAAAAUUAUUUUUGAGCAACUGAGCUAAGGUGCUUAACAAGGAAGUGCUUAUAACUGGUUGCUCUGUUGUACGAUUAGCAUUGUUGUUGGCUGUCUUCUGCCAUCUCAACAGAUCUCAAGCUUUUCUUGUAAUUUACAGCCAAUGAGGAGGAAAUCUAUUAAAGUUUUGCAGGGAUACUGUUUUGUAGCUUGGUGAAAGGUAAAAUUACUUAUGUGAGAGCUGCAGCAUUGCUCUGUAUGUAAUUUUAAAAUCUGAGAAUUGAUUGAAUUCCAAUAUUAAUAACAAAUUGGCAUCCAUUAAAUUGUCCAUGGUGGUUUAUUUUAGAUGUUUCUGCUAAAUGACCCCUGAAAGAUCUAUUUGCUUAGCUCUGAUGCCAUGCUCUUGUGGAGUUUCUGACGUGCUGAUUUGGUGGCAUACAGUUUUCAUAUUGCUCAAACCACUGUUCUUGACUGUUGAUUAGAUAUGUAUGCAGUUGCAUGUUUCUUAAAUUUCAUUUAGCUAAUAUAUACAUGUGUGUGUGUGUGUGUGUGUGUGUACAUUUUUUGCUAAUCUAUUGGAGGAGUGAACAAUGUAGAGAGAAAAUAAAAAAACAGAAAGAAGAAGAAAAGAAACGAGAGGGAGGGAGAGAUGGAGAUAGAGAGAGACAUAUCCAACUAAAAAUUAAACAUGGCAGGUCUACAGCAUCAGUUGAUUUUCAAAAGUACUAUAUGGCUUGUUGAGUGACUUGGUAUCAGGCUAGUAAUAAAACAAAUUUUAUAGAGUUGCUUACUCUGAUCUUACAUAUGUCAAGCAGUUACUACACAUUGUUUGAAUCUGAAGCUGGCCAAACUUAAUUGAUCUUAAGCUCUAUAAGUUGGGAUAUUUUGGUCCCUGCAAAAGCAUCAUGCUAGGUUUUUUUGCAGAGUGCUUGCUAUUUUCAGCAAGUAUUCUGUGGACCAAAUCAUCCAAUCUGCAUUCUGAUGUCUGACUAUCUGGAACAGGAAAAGGGCAGUUGUAGAUGAAGAGGAUUGCUUGGUGACUAUAAGAAGUACAAGUUUCUCAACAUUGGAUGAGAAAUAUUCUGUACCAACAACCCUUCUCUCUUCAGUUGGAGUAGGCACUCUUACUUGCUACUGCUUACAAGAGCAUUUUUUCGACUUCACUCUGCUCUAGAUAUGAGAGCAAUAAUUUUGCAAUUGUACUUGAUGACAUGCAAACGCUAUCCUUUGUUGAGUUGUCCUUUAUUGUUGAGCAGUUUAUCAAUAAAAUGUUUUUGGAAUUCCAUUUUA